Messenger RNA from Exophiala oligosperma, 1536 nucleotides. RefSeq lists its product as uncharacterized. The transcript has a single exon. Bases 1 to 1536 code for a protein of 511 amino acids. NCBI's taxonomy places the organism in Eukaryota, Fungi, Ascomycota, Eurotiomycetes, Chaetothyriales, Herpotrichiellaceae. Gene Ontology annotation, molecular function: arylsulfatase activity. The record is from RefSeq and is a predicted model, not a curated record.
AUGGGGGACGACAACAAAAAGAAAAAUGUCCUCCUUUUGAUUGCGGACGACCUAGGUCUACACUUGGGUUGUUACUCUUCCAGGGUCAAGACACCUCACCUCGACAAACUCGCAUCUCAGGGCACGAGAUUCACUCGGGCGUUUGCCAGUACGGCUUCGUGCAGCGGAAGCCGAUCGACCAUCUACACCGGUCUUCACACUCAUCAAAACGGCCAGAUGGGACUGGCUCACGGUUGGAAUCAUUUCCAGACCUACGACCACGUCGAGACUCUACCACAAAUCUUCAACGCCCUCGGUUAUCAGACCGGAAUCAUUGGAAAAGUCCACGUCGGCCCUGCGCAGGUGUAUCCUUGGGAGGUGAAUGAGGCGAGUCAGACUCGAGACGUCCGAUGGUGCGCUCAAAGGACAGAGGCGUUUAUCCAGGCGGCUCAAAAAUCAAACCGCCCCUUUCACCUGACGGUAGGGUUUCGGGACCCCCAUCGCGACGGUACGAGAGGAGGGUUUGGUAACGACGAAGAAGACGUCCGUGACUUGGAUCGUCUUCUACCCCGGUAUUCCCCAGACGAGGUCGACAUUCCACCUUUCCUCUCGGACGUACCGGAAGUGAGGGAAGAACUGGCAGGGUACUACAGAGCCAUCGGUCGAAUGGACGUGGGGGUCGGAUUGAUCGUGGAUGUUUUGGAAAAAACCGGACUCGACAAGUCGACCAUGGUUGUGUUUGUCAGUGACAACGGUGCACCUUUUAUCAACUCGAAAACGACUCUUUACGACGCGGGUGUGAAACUCCCGCUCAUCGUGAGGUGUCCCGUGGGAACGCCCGGGGUGGUGAACCCCAACGUGGUAUCAUUCAUCGACAUACUACCUACGUGUCUCGACUGGACCGGGAGAAACGUCGAGGAGGUCACGACCUGCAACACUGGCAAAUCUCCAAGACGACUAGGUCGGUCCUUCUUACCAAUCUUGAAUUCAUCCCAGGAGAUAUUGGACGAAGCCUCCUGGCAACAGUGGGUUUUUGGGUCACACACCUUUCACGAAAUCCAGAAUUACUGGCCCACCAGAUUCAUGAGGACCCGACGGUUCAAGUACCACCGAAACAUUGCCUGGCGGUUGGAAUUCCCUUUCGGCACCGACCUGGCGGUGAGUCAAUCUUGGGAGGGGAUCAGGAACGCCACGGAUCCCGUCACCAUCGGAGAGAGGUCACUGGAGAGUUAUUUGUUCCGCGGUCCCGAGGAGCUCUUUGAUCUGGAAAACGACCCUCUGGAACUUCGAAAUCUGGCUCACGAUGAAAAUCAUCGGGACAUUCUGUGCAAGUGUCGCGGCGAACUGGAAAAGUGGCAAUACCGAACCAACGACGUUUGGUUGUUCAGGGACAGUAUUUCGGUGGUGGCGUCCAGGCAACAUCAAGAACAGGGACUCCGAAUCCCAGAUCGUUUCGACAUGGACGUCGAGAAACCCGGGAACCGGGAGGGACCACAUUGGACGGCCCCUUCUGACGUCGAGAUCACGGGAGGAGACGACCUGAUGUUUUCUGGAUAG